Chilo suppressalis (striped riceborer) is the source of this 1215-nucleotide messenger RNA. The record is from the annotation of a GenBank genome assembly. NCBI's taxonomy places the organism in Eukaryota, Metazoa, Arthropoda, Insecta, Lepidoptera, Crambidae.
UACGCCUGUAACGAAACGUUUUGAGUUGAUGAUUGUUCUUGUCGUCGUUCGUCAACGUGAACGAAACAAAAUUAUUCAUAAUUUCUGAUAAAAAUUAAAUAUUAAUUUAUCAAACCGAUUAUAACAAUAGAAACAAGAUGCCACUGUCCUGUAGAUUUUACCAGGAGAAAUAUCCUGAAGUGGAAGAUGUAGUGAUGGUUAACGUAAGAUCAAUAGCAGAGAUGGGCGCGUACGUCCAUCUCUUAGAAUACAACAAUAUCGAAGGCAUGAUAUUGCUUUCUGAGUUGUCCAGAAGGCGAAUUAGGUCCAUCAACAAACUGAUCAGAGUUGGGAAAACUGAACCAGUUGUCGUGAUAAGAGUGGAUAAAGAAAAAGGUUAUAUAGAUUUAUCGAAACGUCGUGUAUCUGCAGAAGACAUUGAGAAAUGCACAGAGAGAUAUGCAAAAGCGAAAGCGGUUAACUCUAUCCUUCGGCAUGUUGCGGAACUCCUGCAUUAUGAGAGCUCCGAACAACUAGAAGAGCUCUACAAAAAAACUGCCUGGCAUUUCGAAGAAAAGUAUAAAAAAAAGGCUUCUGCAUAUGAUUUCUUCAAACAGGCUGCAAUUGACCCAUCAGUACUAAAUGAUCUAGGUCUGGAUGAAAAAACCAAGGAGGUUCUAUUGGCUAACAUCAAGAGGAAACUCACAUCGCAGGCAGUGAAAAUCAGGGCAGAUAUUGAAUGCGCUUGCUAUGGUUACGAAGGCAUUGAUGCAGUGAGGGCAGCUCUAAAAUCCGGUCUUGAAUUUUCAACUAUGGAAAUGCCAAUUAAAAUAAAUCUGAUAGCUCCACCUUUAUAUGUAAUGACAACAUCAACACCAGAGAAAGCAGAUGGUCUAAAAACAUUACAAGAUGCGAUAGAUAAAAUUAAAGAUACCAUCCUCGCUGCUGGCGGAGUCUUCAAUAUACAGAUGGCGCCUAAAGUGGUGACGGCUACCGACGAAGCGGAGCUGGCGAGACAGAUGGAGCGCGCGGAGGCCGAGAACGCAGAGGUGGCGGGAGACUCCGCCGAGGAGGACGAGGACCAAGGUAUGGGCGACGCCGGAGUGGACGAGCCCCAACAGAAUGGCGCCUCCGACGAGGAAGACGACUAAUCUUUCUGUACCUACUGUCUAUGUAAUAUAUAUAUUGUAACUGAUAUGAAACGUCAUGUUAAUACAUACUUUAAUAUACACUCGU